Molecule: messenger RNA, 387 nt
Organism: Colletotrichum higginsianum IMI 349063
Lineage: Eukaryota; Fungi; Ascomycota; Sordariomycetes; Glomerellales; Glomerellaceae
Exons: 2
Coding region: 1-387 (128 amino acids)
Source: RefSeq, a predicted model, not a curated record
AUGCCCGAGUCGUACUUCAAAAAGCUUGAGGGGCAGGUCAGCGGUCUACAGUCUCGGCGACAAGCGCAGCGCGACAACGGCGACUCCGGAGUCUGUUUGGUCUGGGGUCGUCGACUUUACGACGCCGCUCUCGCACAGGACGAAACAGGCGGUCAAAAGAAGAGGUUCAGGAAGAACUCGGCGCCGAGCAUUUCCUUAAGAGACUGCAGCAAUUUUCAGGAGCGGAAACGUCCAACGACCACCCCGGCAACGGCAGGUGUAUGGACUCCUCGAGGGGCACUGCGAGCUAUACAUAUUCUCGAAUCAACUUUGAUUUCUCGCAGUCCGAGGACUCAAUCAGACUUUCGCCUCGGCCUUGUGCAUUUCAGCCGCUCAGGCCUUCGAUGA